CCCCAUCUUCACUCCCAGAAUUCAGAAACAAAAAACAAAACAAAAAAACGAAGAUUAUUAAGAAAAAGAAAUGGGGAAUUGCUUGUUUGUGGAGGAGAAACCGAUCAGAAUCAUGAAAUCCGACGGCAAAAUCCUGGAAUACAAAUCCCCGACCAGAGUUUUCCAAGUCCUCUCGGAUUUCUCCGGCGGCCACGCCAUCGCCGACGCCGUUCCGGUCACCCACCAUCUCCACCACAGCGCCAAGCUCCUCUCCGGCCAUCUCUACUUUCUCAUCCCGACCGAUUCGGCUCCGGAAGCCGAGGAAAAGCCGAAGAAGGCGGUCCGGUUCGCUGUUCCGGAGAAGGAAACCGGCGAAGGCGAAAUCAGCGGCGGGCGUGCGAUUCGGAUAAAGGUGGUGAUGACGAAGAAGGAGCUGGAAGAGAUGAUUGAAAAUGGGGGGAUUUGGGGCGAUGAAAUGAUGAGUAAGAUUAAAAGUAGUGGAGAAAUUAGUUGCAGAGAUGAAUUGGAAAAGGAGGAAUUGCAGAGAUGGAAGCCCGCUCUCGAAAGCAUACCGGAAACUGAAAUUGAUUGCAAUACCUAACUUCUUCUUCUUCUUCUUCUUCUUCUUCUUCUUCCAUUUGAUCUCUGUAUUACAAUUACAAUUACAGUUUCUCUGUUAGUUUAGAUAUACACAGAGUAAAGUAAAAGUAAAAGUGUAACAAACUUCAAAGAUGAUGAUAGAAAGCAACAUAGUUUUGGUCACAUAAUUAA
Messenger RNA from Momordica charantia (bitter melon), 750 nucleotides. RefSeq lists its product as uncharacterized. NCBI's taxonomy places the organism in Eukaryota, Viridiplantae, Streptophyta, Magnoliopsida, Cucurbitales, Cucurbitaceae. The record is from RefSeq and is a predicted model, not a curated record.